Molecule: messenger RNA, 6827 nt
Organism: Hemibagrus wyckioides
Lineage: Eukaryota; Metazoa; Chordata; Actinopteri; Siluriformes; Bagridae
Product: NEDD4-like E3 ubiquitin-protein ligase WWP1
Exons: 25
Coding region: 280-3042 (920 amino acids)
Biological process (GO): ubiquitin-dependent protein catabolic process
Molecular function (GO): ubiquitin protein ligase activity; protein binding
Source: RefSeq, a predicted model, not a curated record
GGACUUAGAGGUUAUGGGGAAAACAGCGUGUGUGUGAGAAGCUGUCAGUCAGUGGCCUGAGAAAUGGCGCAGUCGUAGCUGCCCGGUUAUCCCCGGCGUUCAGAUAACACACACACACACACACACACAUAUAUAUAUAUAUAUAUAUACACACACGCGCGCGCAGGAUAGAAGGAAAGACACUGCCAACUCCGGCCUCGUGGUAACCAUGGGCCACGGUGUGGGCUGAGGAUCCGGAGGGCUUUACACACACCUACUGCUUCCACGUCUGUGUAUGACAUGGCCACGGCCCCAUCCAGAUCAGACUGUCGCAAUAACCACGGAAGGACGACUCAGCUCCAUGCCAUCGUUCUGUGCGCCAAACUCAAGCGGAAGAAGAACUGGUUCGGUGCGACCGUUUACGUGGAGGUGACGGCGGAAGGAGAGAGCAGGAAGACAUCUAAGUCUCACAACCCCUCCAGUCCCAAGUGGGACGAUCGCCUCACCCUGAAUGUAACACCACACUCGCAGUUGGAGUUUAAAGUAUGGACCCAUCACACUUUAAAGGCAGAUGCUCUGCUAGGGAAAGCCACUCUGGACCUGCGCCAAGCCCUAGAGCAACACGACAGGAAACUUGAAAACGUCAAGGAGGUCCUGAAGCUGACUCUGGAGAACAAAAACGGUGUGGUGUCCUCCGGAGAGCUCACGGUCAUCCUGGAUGGUCUCGCCGUUGACCAGGAGCCUCUACACAACGGAAACGCCGCCACUACAACCAAAGUUCAGCAGAACGGAGAUGCCAUUCAUGAGAACGGGGAAGGAAACGCCAGAGCUCAAGACAGCUCAGUGAACGGCACACAUGGAGUGGAAAGCGAAGCCCCGUCCACCUCCUCCGGCAACAGCGAUGGCAGCACUGCCCCUGUUGUCAACGGCGACAUGGAGUCCACACCCACACACCAGACAGCUACGUCUACCACAGACCCUGCUGACAGAAGCGUGCCAAGUGCGACUGUUAAUGGGGAGAAUUCUGUUGAUGCUGCUUCAGGAGAGCUGGUGCUGCCCCCUGCUGGUGGAACUGAGGACGAGAACGAACCUGCCUCGACUCUCCCCUACACCUCCACCUCCUCUCCACACCAGCCUGCAGUCGUAUCCUCCAGCACUCAGCCCAGCACUGAUGCUGCCUCAUCUUCCUCCUCUUCUUCAUCUGCACCCAGUCAGGCAGUAGCUGCUGGUGGUGGUGCUGCUGCUUCAUCCUCCAGCUCCGCAGCAGACGCUGCUUCAGGCACCAGCACAGUCACAGAUGGAGCCAAACCUCGACAGCAGCCGCCCAACGUCAGCACUUCAGACCCUUUGCCCCCGGGGUGGGAACAGAGGAAGGACCCGCACGGCCGAACCUAUUACGUCGAUCACAAUACAAGAACCACGACGUGGGAAAGACCACAGCCUCUUCCUCCGGGUUGGGAAAGGCGAGUGGAUACCCGUGGCCGGAUCUACUACGUAGACCACAACACGCGGACCACCACGUGGCAGCGGCCAACCAUGGAGUCAGUGCGCAACUUCGAGCAGUGGCAGUCCCAGAGAAGCCAGCUACAGGGAGCUAUGCACCAGUUCAACCAGAGAUACCUCUACUCGGCUUCAAUGAUGUCUGCAGAAAAUGACCCCUUGGGUCCACUACCUCCUGGUUGGGAGAGACGUGUGGAUUCAAACGAUCGAGUGUAUUUCGUCAAUCACAACACAAAGACCACGCAGUGGGAAGACCCUCGCACUCAAGGGCUGCAGAAUGAGGAUCCUCUGCCUGAAGGCUGGGAGAUCCGUUAUACGAGAGAAGGCGUGCGCUACUUCGUCGAUCACAACACUCGCACCACAACGUUCAGUGACCCAAGAACCGGCAAGUCCUCUGUCACUAAAGGGCCGCAGAUCGCAUACGAGCGCAGCUUCCGAUGGAAACUAGCUCACUUCCGCUACCUGUGCCAGUCCAACGCGCUACCCAGUCAUGUUAAGAUCACAGUCUCUAGACAGACAUUGUUCGAAGACUCUUUCCAGCAAAUAAUGGCUCUGAAGCCAUAUGACCUUAGGAGAAGGCUGUACAUCAUUUUCAGAGGGGAGGAGGGACUCGACUACGGAGGCCUUGCCAGGGAGUGGUUUUUCCUCCUGUCUCAUGAGGUCCUCAACCCUAUGUACUGUCUGUUCGAGUAUGCGGGAAAGAGCAACUACUGUCUUCAGAUAAAUCCUGCGUCCACCAUCAACCCGGAUCACCUGUCCUACUUCUGCUUCAUCGGCCGCUUCAUCGCCAUGGCGCUCUUCCAUGGAAAGUUCAUCGAUACAGGCUUCUCCUUGCCCUUUUACAAGCGCAUGCUCAACAAGAAGCUCCUCCUUAAAGACCUGGAGUCCAUCGAUCCAGAGUUCUACAACUCUCUCAUCUGGAUCCGGGACAACAACAUAGAGGAGUGCAGUUUGGAAAUGUACUUCACCGUGGAUAUGGAGAUUCUGGGCAAGAUCACGUCCCACAACCUGAAACCAGAUGGAGAUAACAUCCUGGUGACGGAGGAGAACAAGGAGGAGUACAUCGGGUUAAUGGCCGAGUGGCGGUUCUCUCGAGGCGUCGAGGGUCAGACCAAAGCAUUUCUGGACGGCUUUAACGAGGUGGUUCCACUGCAGUGGCUGCAGUACUUUGACGAGAAGGAGCUGGAGGUGAUGCUUUGUGGGAUGCAGGAGGUGGAUCUGCAAGACUGGCAGAGAAACACUGUGUAUCGCCACUAUACCAGGAACAGCAAACAGAUCAUGUGGUUCUGGCAGUUUGUGAAGGAGGUGGACAACGAGGUUCGCUUGCGGCUGCUGCAGUUCGUCACGGGCACCUGCAGACUUCCCCUGGGGGGUUUCGCCGAACUCAUGGGGAGCAAUGGACCUCAGAAAUUCUGCAUCGAGAAGGUUGGCAAGGAGACCUGGCUUCCCCGGAGUCAUACAUGCUUUAAUCGCCUGGACUUGCCUCCGUACAAAAGCUUCGAACAGUUAAAAGAGAAGCUCCUCUUCGCGAUCGAGGAAACCGAAGGAUUUGGACAAGAGUAGAGAACUGUCUUCUCUUCUGCAGCGCUUCCGGCAGAACGAGGAAAAACAAUAACAAAAAAAAAAAACAUGAAAAGAAAAUUGCACAGAGAACUAUCAAUGUACAUAAGCUAUUUUGUCAUUUUAAACCAAAUCUUAAUCUGAAACCUCAUUUAGCAAUCUCCAUAACAUUAUUCCCCAUGAUUAUGCAAGCAUUUUAGCUUUUUUCUUUUUUUUUUUCCUUAUCUUUUAAAAAGCAAAAAUCUAAAUACAAUAAUGGUCUUUUUUUUUUUUUUUUUUCAAGGGGAUUGACACAAAAAAACAAAAAAAUCAGAGAAGGUUUUAUAAUUAAACCAUAACUACAGCUCUAGUUUUAUAGAGCUCUUAAAGAAUAAUUGUAGUGUUCCGUCUGGUGCCUGGGUUUUUUUUUUUUUUUUUCCCCCUCUUUUAUUUUAUUUUAUUUUAUCUUUAAUUGUGUUUGUGCUGCAGUUGCAUGGCUGUCUCUGGAGAAGGUUUGACCUUCUCCUUCUCCUCCUCCUCCCUCAACCCAUCCCUCCCCAAAAUCCACCAAUCUCCAUGCAGUAAAUCCGUUAUCCACAUGGCAUAUCAUCCAGAACCUCUGACAGUAUUGCAGUUGUCACUUUAGACCAAAAGUAUUUUUUUUCCCCCACUCUUUCUCUCUCUCUCCAGCUGCUGCAUAUUUAGCCUACACUUCUUAGAUAAAGAGUUUCCCAAGGAAAGGCUCACUUGCAUGUCCUGGCUGUUCAUUUACAUCGAGGGCUUUUUAAUCAGGUCUAUAGAUCCAUCAUUAGACUACCGUGGAGACCGAACUGAUCUUUUGUUAGCAUGUUUAGAGAAGAUAGAAGGCUGAGCGAAAACGUCCACCGUGGUUCACAUGGCGUUUAGGAAUCGAGUCACAAACGUUUUUUAAAAAAUUCGAUCCGAUUUUAUCCGAAGCAGAAACAAUCGCAGAUUCAUCCCAUCGUUGGGUUAGACCGAAACCGGUCCCUGUAGAUAGGAGACUCGGAAGUAUGUCAGAAUCCUCGUGUUCAUUCAGAUGUUUGUGGAGCUGACCACAAGUUCACUGUGGCAACAAAAUCACUGUGUCCUGAGCUGUGAGGAUUUGGAAUAUGAAAGGAAAACUCCAUCCUGAAUAAUUCGCUUAUUAACCUAAAUCAUGCACCUGAUUUUAUAACAGCAUCCCAAGAAUCCCAGACUCUUUCUUCCAUCAUUCCUAUUCUUAUUUCUUUCCCCUAAACUUGGGGGAGUAGGAACAGCACCAGUGGGGAUUUAUCCCUUGCUUCUUCAGCUGAAGAGAGCGAUGCGGUGGCGCUUUAAUCCUUCACUGCUCCCUCACUCAUCUGUACACUCUGCUCAAGCGGAUCUUUUUAUACGAGAUACUAGACUCGUCGUCUCAUAGACCACCCACCAGCCUUGGCGCCGAGGUUUGCACUACUUCUGAGGAUGUUGAAAAUUGUGAAGAGAGAUGAUCCUGCUCUUUUAUUGUAAGAAGCAAUACCGGAUCUUUAUCCCUCAUAUUAAACUGCAUAGCAUUGCUUCACUGUGACGCCAGACGAACCUCAAACUUCUCACAGAAAUGAUUUUUUAAAGAAACCUCCCAAAACAACACACCUUUCAGGAUGGACUUUUCCUUUCCGCAUAUCGGCCCUUAAUCGAUCACCAUGCAUUUGCUCUCGAGGAGCCGUGGGUUUGUCUUUGGCAUCAAGUUUUUGACGUGCAUGUGUGAGAGAACAGGCCUUAGAGGAUAAAUAAGCCUCUGGAGCCUGGAUGCCAGGCUUUCACAGCUCUACUCAGCUUACCUCCGUUUCCUUUCAUUUAUUCCUCACCCUUUUGUUUUUGUUUUUUGUUUUUUUCCAUCGACGAAGCGAAUACACACAGCUCGUGAACAACAGCUACAAUAGCGAACACUGAACAUUUUUCGACUGUGGAGUAUGAAGCUUGAAACCUAAAAAAAUGAUGUAACUAACGAACGACCCUCGGAGUUUAAGUGAGAAUGAGAUUUGGCCAUUUACAAAAUCCAUUGUACCCUCAUUUUAAAAAAACAACAACAUAAAAACAAGAUCUGAAAUGCCAGUAUGUGAUUAAUUGUGCAUUAGAAAUAAAGACAUUUUUUCUAUUUAAGCAAGAUAUAGAUUUUAAACACUUUUUUCUUUCUGCAGUACCCGGAUAAGACGAAGAGGCUUUGUUUAUUUUUGUGUGAAUGAAAUAAUUAGCGGUGAAUUUUCAGCAUCACUUAAAUCAUUUCUGUGCCCCAGGUGUCUGCUUGUCUUAUUUUAUUUGAAAUAAUGCAUGAACAUGUUUCACAGCUGAUCCUCAGACUUCAACUCUCUUUUUUUUUUUUUUUCUUUUUCUUUUUUUCUUUUUUUUUUCUUCUUCCGAAAUAGCAAAAUCUUCAUCUGGUGCUUUCUGCCACGUUGCUAGUGCAGGAAGAUGAUCACUGUCCGCUUAAACGAGCGAGUUUUAUCAGCAAGCUGCUACUGUUGUUUUGUGAUCCGUUUGGUCAUUACAGUAAAAAAAAAAACAAAACAAAUUCCUCACCACUGUUGCACAUUCAUUAAACUUUUAUAUAAUAAAAGUGCACUUCUCAUAGUUUGGUGAUAUGGGACAUGGACCACUUUGUCUUGGAAAGCAGUGGCUUAAACGCAGUGGUGGGCCGUGCACUUCACACCUAGGCCUUCACCGGUGUCCUUCCUGAAUUAAUCCACCUCUAUACCAUCAUUAUGACGCCACGACAAUAGAUACUAAUCAACCGUUAAAUAGCAAAGUAAAAAAGAAUUAGGCUACAGUAUUUCACACCUCACAAGGAAUAGUCAAUUUUAUUACAGUCUGCCUCGAAAAUGCAUUUGUAAGGAUGUCUGCGACCAAAUCCAUUUCUUCUGCCAUUGUGAGUUAAAAUAUAUAUAUUUUAUUUAGUUUGUGCGGUUUGGUGCCUCUGACUACUCCGAUUAUCCAAUCAAAGGACGGGUAAUUGUUGAUGUAAUCAUAUGCCUGCUAGAUGGCCCCAGUGACGCCAACUCGAAAUCUGAUUGGUUAAGGUAACAGUUUCAUCGCCACUUAUUUUAAGCUCCGGGCGCCUGCACUAUUGAUUCUGAAGGCCUUAAGGCAGAUUUCUCUCACCCUGGCAACACAUGAUGUCAGUCACUGGCUGAAAUAUGAUUGGAUAAACACUCAUCAUAAAUAUACACUACUGGAAGCAGCGCAUCCAAGAGAAAAGCUAUGAAAUGUAGAGAAUAGACUUGGGAAUAAUUUAAUACACAUUCAUGGAAAAAUAUAUUAAAUAUAUUAAAAUGCAAAUCAGUGAGUCAGAUCACUGCUGUUUAGACCAGCAGAGAAGGCCUUGCUGGUCCUGACGGCCCACCACUGCUUAAACGACAGCAAGAAAACCUUAUCACUGUGGCACUAUGGCCCUGUGCUACAGUCUGAACAAAUGAAGAAAGGAAUAAAAUGUUAGAGGCUUGUGGUUAUAGUGUAAAAAUUAUGUGAUGAUGAUUCACCACCCCAGGGUUAGAUUCUUUUUCUAUAACCUCAUAUCACUGAUGAUGUGAUUUACCAGCGAUUGCAAUUUUUACUUGCUUAACAAACAACAUGCUUUUUAAUGUACGAGCAUCCACAACUUAGUUGAUUCCCAUUAUCUCUAAUGUUUUAACAGCUUGACAUGUUGAAGAAAUUAAAUCUGGAAGAUUCUCCUGUAUAAGAAAAGCUACUUCCCAUUUUACAAAGCACUGAUACUGGAGAUUUCUCAUGUAUGUAAAUGAUAAAGGUCUGAAUAAUAAUCUAGAAAACCUGAA